Messenger RNA from Vespula pensylvanica (western yellowjacket), 2882 nucleotides. It is a transcript of the gene cysu, whose product is annotated as chorion peroxidase. The record is from RefSeq and is a predicted model, not a curated record. NCBI's taxonomy places the organism in Eukaryota, Metazoa, Arthropoda, Insecta, Hymenoptera, Vespidae. Bases 278 to 2782 code for a protein of 834 amino acids. Gene Ontology annotation, biological process: response to oxidative stress. Gene Ontology annotation, molecular function: peroxidase activity; heme binding. The transcript is spliced from 17 exons.
GCGCGCUCGGUCACAGUUCGAGCGGGAGAGAAUGCAGCGCCUCCCCGAAGCUAAUAAACUAGGCUGUCUCAUAACUCAGAACGUUGCAAUGUUGAGGCGUAGGUGUUUCACAACUCUCAUUCUAUUUUUCUUUUACUUAUCAUAGACAGAAUUUAAGUACCUCCGUGAUAUGAGUAUCAGGACAAUACGCGUGUACUCUUAUUUCCAUUACGUUUGACCUCUCGAGUCUGCUCUGUCAAAGCUAAUCCAAGCUUCAGCACGUCGAGAUAUAUGGAGGAUGGGGGAUGAGGAAGGGAAAAGAGGGAUGUAUAACAAGAAAAUGUUCUAUCGAAGCUUCAAAACCCGGACGAAGAUAGAGAAAGUAGAGAUGGGGAAGGCGAGAGAUGCAGAAAGUGAAUUCGCGAUAGCGCGGACCACGAUAAUAGGAAUCGUGGCGUUACUGAUUGGAUUUAACAGCCAUGAUUAUGCAUGCGAUGGAUUGCAAUAUCAACCGGUUGAGAUUUAUGGAAACACCGAGGAAUGUGCUUUGAUCCUAGAUGGUCCUGGCAGAACUAGCGUUUUCGAUUAUACUUACAAUUUGCUUCGUGGAAAUUUUCCACCUACUGCAGGAUCACAGACCUGUAUCACCUACGAUGCCGUUAAUCAUGCUUAUAUCGAGGCGAGGAAACGCAUCAAUGUCGCAAGACCCAAAAACGAAAUCUGGAGGCCCGAGGACCUAGCUACGGUCGGUGAACUCUUAUUGGACAUAUCAACUAAUCUAGCUCAAAUAUAUGGUCUGACAUUCGAGGAUAUCGAGAAAAAUCUUCCGUUGAUCGACACCUCGAAAACUUUGAUACGCGAGGUAUGUCCAGCUUUUCUAAGCAACGUCGAAUGUCGACCAGGAAAAUAUCGAAGAUACGAUGGACUCUGUACGAAUUUACAAAAUCCAACUUGGGGUUCAACUCUGUCGCCGUUCACCAGAUUGAUGCCACCACGAUUCUCCGAUGGUAUAUCAGCACCUAGGAUAGCCGUAAGUGGACGAGAAUUACCCUUGUCUAGAAUAGUAUCCCGUACGAUGCAUCCAGAUGAGGGAUAUCACGAUCACGCUGGUACUGUCAUGGUGAUAGCCUGGGGACAAUUCAUGGAUCAUGAUUACACUCUUACUGGAACGCCCUUAGAUCCACUAAAUCGUAAUGAUCCAGAAGAAUGUUGUUCUCGUCCUCCACAUCUGAAGAAUCCAUAUUGCAACGAGAUUCGUAUACCAGAAGAUGACUAUUUCUACAGAUUGUUUAACGUUCGAUGUAUGGAUUUUGUACGAGCGUUCCCAGCUGUUCGACCAGGUUGUCGUCUUGGAUCACGUGUACCUUUUAACUUGUUAACCGGAGUUCUGGAUGGUAAUACCGUUUACGGUAUUACAGAGAAUUUUGCUAGAAAACUCCGUAGCGGUUAUGGCGGAUUGUUAAGAAUGAAUCCAGUUUUUAACGAGUACGGAUUGAAAGAUUUAUUGCCAUUGAAAUUAGAUAUACCAGACGAAGGAUGCACUCGUCCGAACAAAUCGAUGUACUGUUUCGAAGCAGGUGAAAUUCGAGUUAACGAGCAAUUGGUAUUAACGUGUAUGCACACGUUAGUAGCAAGGGAACAUAACAGGAUCGCGAAGGUACUCACUCGUAUUAAUCCCCAUUGGGACGACGAGACGUUGUUUCAGGAAUCAAGACGCAUAGUCAUCGCUGAAAUCCAACAUAUAACAUAUAAUGAAUUUUUGCCGAUUCUUUUGGGGAAAGACGUCAUGGAAAAAUUCGGACUUCUUCUCGAGAAAAAUGGAUACUGGGAUGGAUACGAUCCAACCGUAAAUCCUGGUGUUAUCGAUGCAUUCGCUGCUGCUGCAUUUAGAUUUGGACAUUCUUUGCUACCAACUGCGGUCGAACGUUGGAGCAAAGCUCAUAAAUUUAUCGCUUCCAAAAGAUUAUCGGAUCUAAUCAGAAGACCGUACGAUCUUUAUCGCGCUGGAGUCUUAGAUGAAUACUUUAUGGGAUUGAUGAAUCAAGUUGCCCAAGCUAUGGAUGACUCGAUAACGCAAGAAGUGACUAAUCAUUUGUUCAAAAAGGUUGGCGCAAAAUUCGGGAUGGAUUUGGUAUCGUUCAAUAUGCAACGCGGAAGAGAAUUUGGUAUACCGAGUUACAUGGACUUCCGAAAAUAUUGUGGAUUACCCGAGGCAAAGACCUUCGACGAAUUGUUUGGAUCCAUGCCAAACGAGACUAUCGGACGAUAUAGUUCCAUUUUCGAACAUCCAGCUGACGUAGAUCUGUGGUCCGGUGGUGUAUCGGAGCGACCACUUCCGGGUAGUAUGCUUGGUCCAACCUUCGCCUGUGUAAUCGCUACGCAAUUUAGCCAUUCACGACGUGGUGACAGGUUUUGGUACGAGUUACCGAACCAACCAUCGUCCUUCACUCUCGAUCAACUCAAUGAGAUUCGUAAGUCGAAGCUAGCUAAGAUGAUAUGCGACAAUACAGACCUCAUAGACACCAUACAAAUAUAUCCUAUGGUCUUGCCUGAUCACGAAAUCAAUCCACGAGUACCAUGCCGUAGUGGUGUAUUACCAAGUAUAGACCUGAGCAAAUGGGCCGAGUUUCCAACGAGCCAUUCAACGCAAUAUCGUUUGGUGGAGGAACAUUUGCUUGACGUGCCGGGACGUCCGGUGAAUGCGGACACGGUACGGGACCACUACGAGAAACAGGACGCUUUUCGAAUCUUCUUUGAGAGUAUUAACGGCAUUGCUUCGUAUCUGGGCAUCACGAGAAAGUAAUGCGCGCGCGCACACGCACACCAGAGACGGGUCCAUCUACUGAUAUCGUUUCGUAAAAGAAAAAGAAAAAGAAAAAGAAAAGCAAAAGGAAAAAAAGGAA